This is a messenger RNA of Populus nigra (black poplar), 2662 nucleotides long. RefSeq names its product L-type lectin-domain containing receptor kinase VIII.1-like. Gene Ontology annotation, biological process: protein phosphorylation. The record is from RefSeq and is a predicted model, not a curated record. The transcript has a single exon. Bases 203 to 2350 code for a protein of 715 amino acids. Gene Ontology annotation, cellular component: plasma membrane. Lineage: Eukaryota; Viridiplantae; Streptophyta; Magnoliopsida; Malpighiales; Salicaceae. Gene Ontology annotation, molecular function: carbohydrate binding; ATP binding; protein kinase activity.
GCUAUGUGUCACUCCAACACUACUACCUGUCUUCUUCACCUCUCCUUCGGAUUCCCUCACAACACUAUUCCUUUGUUUCCUUGCUUAGAUUCCAAUCUCUCCCUCUCUCUCUCUCAAAACCCGUGAAGAAUUCUCAAUCUCCUCCUCCCCCUCACUUCUCCAAUAAACCUGAAACACUCAGUUCUAUAAUGUUAAAGUCUUAAUGUCUCUCUUUCACAAAACUUCGCACAUUGUUCCUUCACCAGUUGUCCUGUUUCUCCUCCUGUGUUUAGUACUACUAAGAACCAAAGCAUCAUCAACUGAUUUUGACUUCGGUACUUUAACUCUUAGCAGUCUUAAACUCCUCGGCGACGCUCACUUAAACAAUGGCAGCGUCCGUCUCACUCGUGACCUGGCCGUCCCGAAUUCUGGCGCCGGCAAAGUUCUCUACUCUAAACCCAUCAGAUUCCGACAACCAUCCGCUCACUCCAUCGCUAGUUUCUCCACUUUCUUCUCCUUUUCUGUUACUAAUCUAAACCCUUCCUCCAUCGGCGGUGGCCUAGCUUUUGUCCUCUCUCCGGACUCCGACGCCCUCGGCGCUGCCGGCGGCUUCCUUGGACUCCUCAACGUCGACGAUGGGCCUGAGGCUGCUUCCAGUUUUGUGGCGGUCGAGUUUGAUACUUUAAUGGACGUGGAGUUUAAAGAUAUUAAUGGGAACCAUGUGGGUUUGGAUCUUAAUAGUAUGGUUUCUACACAAAUAAGUGAUUUAGGAGCUAUUAAUAUUGAUCUAAAAAGUGGUGAUCUUGUUAAUGCUUGGAUCGAUUAUGAUGGUACUAAUCAAAGCUUCAACAUUUCUGUUUCCUACUCAAAUCUUAAGCCCAAAGAACCAAUUUUGUCUUUUAGUCUUGAUUUAGACCAGUAUGUUAGUGAUUUUAUGUAUGUUGGGUUUUCUGGGUCUACACAAGGAAGUACAGAGAUUCAUAGUAUUGAAUGGUGGAGUUUUAGUUCUUCUUUUCAGUCAAGUUUAGGUUCCGAGUCACCUUCUUCAGUACCUCCACCUCCGACGGCUAGUUUGAUGAAUCCAUCGGCUAAUUCUGUUAAGUCCCCGCCACCAACAUUGGCUCCUAGCGGUUUAGAGUCAGUUAGUGGUAAGAGUGACAAGUCUAAUUCAUGUCAUAAUCAACUUUGCAAGCAGGGUGCAGGGGCUGUUGCAGGGGUGGUGACUGCUAGUGCUUUUUUUGUUAUUUUUGCUGGUGUUCUUAUCUGGGUUUUCUCUAAAAGAUUCAAGCAUGUGAAAAAGUCAGUGUCUUUUGCAUCAGAGGUUAUUAAAAUGCCUAAGGAGUUUAGUUACAGAGAGCUUAAAUCAGCUACCAAAUGCUUCAAUGCGAAUAGAAUUAUUGGUCACGGAGCAUUUGGGACUGUUUAUAAGGGUAUAUUGGCGGAGACUGGUGAAAUUGUGGCAGUGAAGAGGUGUAGUCAUAGCAGUCAAGGAAAGAAUGAGUUUUUAUCUGAAUUGUCAAUAAUUGGGACUCUAAGGCAUCGAAAUCUUGUUCGGCUUCAAGGUUGGUGCUAUGAGAAAGGAGAAAUAUUGUUAGUUUAUGAUUUGAUGCCCAAUGGGAGUCUUGAUAAAGCGUUGUUUGAGGCAAGAACGCCUUUGCCAUGGUCACAUAGGCGUAAAGUUUUACUUGGUGUUGCUUCUGCUCUAGCUUAUUUGCAUCAAGAAUGUGAAAACCAGGUGAUUCAUAGAGAUAUCAAGACCAGCAAUAUUAUGUUGGAUGAGGGGUUUAACGCAAGAUUAGGAGAUUUUGGUUUGGCAAGGCAAAUUGAACAUGAUAAAUCGCCAGAUGCAACAGUAGCUGCUGGUACAAUGGGGUAUUUAGCUCCCGAGUAUCUUUUAACAGGAAGAGCUACUGAGAAAACUGAUGUGUUUAGCUAUGGAGCUGUGGUUCUUGAAGUGGCUAGUGGGAGAAGACCCAUUGAGAGAGAGACUAGUGGGGUUGGAAAAGUUGCGGUUAAUGGGAAUUUGGUGGAGUGGGUUUGGAGUUUACACAGAGAAGGGAGAUUGCUAAUGGCAGCUGAUGCUAGACUUGAGGGUCAGUUUGAGGAGAGUGAGAUGAGGAGGGUUCUGCUGGUUGGGUUAGCUUGUUCGCACCCUGACCCAAUGGCUAGACCCGCUAUGAGGGUUGUGGUCCAGAUGCUUGUGGGGGAAGCCGAGGUCCCUCUCGUUCCAAGAGCAAAGCCUACAUUGAGCUUUAGCACUUCACACCUCUUGUUGAGUUUGCAAGACAGUGUGUCCGACUGUAACGGCCUGAUCGCCAUUUCAAGUUCCUCAUCAGAAAACAGCUUCAUAAGAGGUCAUGACCUAGUGUGAUAUAUAUUUUUUAAAAUUAUUAUUAUUCGUUUAUGCAUGAAUAACACUAUAACAUCCACUGUAAUCUCAAGUUUUUGUAGGGACAUUUUUUUGGGUGUUAAAUUAAUGUAUCUUCUGGUACACUACAAAUAGUAGUGGGGGGCUUAAACUAUAGUCGUAGAGGCAAAUAAAAAUGGUGGUGGGAGUCAUUUUCAUGCUUUUCUCAGUGGAUGUGUUCUCCUUCGUGGAAGGGGGAGGGUACUUUGUGUUUGCCUUCACAAGCAAGCUUUUAGUCAAAAGCAGAAAUAGAAGUUUGAGUAGAGGAUUGGUAAA